AUGGUUGCUCCUUUACUUCGUAAAGAGUCGGCUAGGCUCGAAGAAGAGGUAUCCUCCACGGAGAAGAGCAGUAUUGUGCCUAGUGUGAGGGACCCGAAGAAGUACCAUAUGUUGAAUGAUCCUGAUUACAAGAAAAGGAAGGAUAAGGAGGAAGAGAUUCUUCGUGACAUCCAGCCUAUCAUUUCACUCGCUAAAGAGAUUCUUCACUCUAAUAGGUAUAAGGAUGGGGAACGAUUAACUGUUGCAGAUGAGGAAGCUGUAGUAGAGAUGCUUCUUCGUUAUCAUCCACAUUCUGAAGAUAAAAUUGGAUGUGGACUUGAUUCUAUUAUGAUAUGGUACUUGGUGGAUUUGUGAUGUGAAUGAUUAAGUGUACUAAGUACAAUGAUGUAUGGUUGAGUGGAAUGCAAAGCUAUAGGUUGAAUCAUGAUUAGGAGACAAGCAUGAUGAUUAGACUCAGACUAGUCUUAUGGUCAGUGGGUGGACCGGCAACUACUGUAGGAGGGUCCACUGCACAGCUGGAUGAACAAAAUCAAUUGCUCUCCCCUGUUUGUAUAAUUUGCUCCAACACUAUCUUGGGGAAGAGGAUCAAAGAUUUUCCAUUAAAGAGCCGUGAAUUAUGUGAUACUCAGCCUGGUCUUAUCAGUACAGUUUUAGUCCAGUAGUGCAUUUUAUUUGAGACUGAGGGGCCGAAGAUUUUUUAAUUUUAUAAAAAAUUGAUUUUAAUUUAUCAUUUAUUUUUUAAGUUUGGUGUGGUCUUGUCUGACUUUUGACCACGCUUCUAGAAAUAUUGGUCCAUAAAGAAAACGAAAAAAAUAAAUUUUAAA
Molecule: messenger RNA, 824 nt
Organism: Gossypium raimondii (Peruvian cotton)
Lineage: Eukaryota; Viridiplantae; Streptophyta; Magnoliopsida; Malvales; Malvaceae
Product: protein DCL homolog, chloroplastic-like
Exons: 4
Coding region: 1-354 (117 amino acids)
Biological process (GO): chloroplast rRNA processing; chloroplast organization
Cellular component (GO): chloroplast
Source: RefSeq, a predicted model, not a curated record